CUUCCUUCUCGCUAUUCUUGAUGGUUUUGAUGGUUUUUCGCUUCCCCUCCACCCUAAAAUCGGCUCUGCUGUCGGUCCACCACCACCGCGCGCGGCGGUGUGUCUUGUUCUUCGCACAUGUUCUUCUGUUUCUCUGGAGAGAAAAGAGAGCGUUCUUCCUUAGUCAAAACAGAGGUACCCUCUCUUCAGAGGCCUUGAAACGGCGCCAUUUUUCUCCCUUAGUCUUCUCUCCUCUUCUCUCGGUUUCGCGAAACCGCAGAGACACCGGCGCUCGUGUUCGAGGCCAAUCUGCUUGAAGGAGCCGCCCAGAGUAGGUUUUCCCGCUGGCGACUCCUUCCUUCUGUUUUUCCUCUCUUCCUCCCUCCUGGGGUACGUCUCUCUGCUGUGCACAGUGUCUUCUUCACCUUUGGCUGCCUACUCGACCUUCCUCCACUCAGUCUCCUCAUCCCGUCACACCGCCUGUCUCCCUCCGUUUCGUUUCCUGGCGUUCUGCCUGCUCCGAAAAAGGACCUCGAUUUCCUUUCAAAGUGCAGAUUUCUACGCUUUCCUCUCCUCCCUGCCCGCCGAGAAAAUCGAUUCUCCACGGUUGUCCUUUUGCCUCUCCCUCCACCUCAAAACACCGUCCUGACCUCUCGCCUUUCAAGUCGUUUCGGCCUUCCUCGUCGCCGCAGUCUCUACACUUCUCUCCUUUCCGUUCUUCUGUCUCUGCACUCGCGGCGUUUGUCGUGGACGACCGUUGCGAACUUUCUUCGAGCGCAGAACUCCAGAAUCUGUUCAGUCUCUGUGGGUCACAGACACGCGCCUUACGCUGCGAGUGGAGAAGGUCUCCCUGAUGUCUCCUUCCUUCUCCCGCCCCGCCUUUCCCUCUUCGUCCGUCGUCUGCCUUCUCCCUGUUUUUGCUCUCUCCUUCCUCGUUUUCCGGUAUUUUUCACUUUCUUCUGUUUCCUAGUCCCCGUCUCGUUUCUUCCUUUUGCCCGACUUCUUCUCAGCGAACUGCGAGAAGGCAAAUCCUUUACCACGGGCACCACCAGACGAGAGAGAGAGACACGAUUGUCUUUCUUUUGCUGGCCGCUUCCUCCUGCUCUCUCCUCCUCUCUCCUCCUCCUCUCUGUACCUCUCCGCCUCCACACUCCUCGACAGGAUGACAGCGACGCGCGCGUGCUAUCUUCCUUCUUCCUCCUCCUCCUCUUCGUCUUCUUCUUCCUCUUCCUCUUCUUCCUCCUCGUCUUCUUCCUUUGCGUCAGCUGAAGAGAGAAUGCCGCCUGCCAUGGGAGUUGCGCGCGCAAUGGGAGGGCCGCAGGGCGUGGUGGAUCUCGAGGCAGGCUGGGCGAUGCUGCGAGACUGCGCCAUUCGUCGACUGGAGCAUUUCUUGAGGACCGGCGAGGCUCUCGGCAGACGAAAGGACGGCAAACUCUGCAUCUUCACAAGAAAAGAGUACUCCGACAUGUAUACGACAGUUUAUAACAUGUGUACGCAACGGUACCCGAACAACUGGUCUGCCCAGCUCUAUCAGCGCUACGGAGAGGCGCUAGCUUCGUAUGUUAAUCGCGAGGUAGUCCCCCGCCUCGAGGGCUUGACAGAGGAAGAGCUUCUCCGCGAGUUGCUGCAUCGGUGGAAAAACCACAAAAUUUACGUCAGUUGGCUGGAGCGAUUCUUCGUCUACCUGGAUCGAUACUACGUUAAGCUUCAGUCUGAGGAGCCCCUCCAUCACAAGGGCAUUCUAAUCUUCAAGGAACUCGUUUUCAAUCGCGUGCGUAUCCCUCUGAGAGAAGCGAUUCUGCGCGCGAUUCAGAGACAGAGAGAAGGAGAGAGAGUGGAUGAAGAGCUGCUAGGAGACGUUGUCUUCAUGUACAUCGGCUUAGACGCGAAUGGCCUGUCUCUGUACCAGCGAGAGCUGGAAGAUUAUCUCUUGCCUGAAUCGAGAGAUUACUACGCCCGCGUGUCUGCCUCUUGGGUGGUGAACCUGUCCUUCACAGACUACAUGCACCACGCACAGGAAGCUCUGCUGGCGGAACAGAAUCGAUGCGCCAUGAUUCUGCAUAGAUCGACGAAGCUGAAGCUCCAGGCGGUGGUCUUCGAUGCGCUUCUCUCGGCGCGACAAGAUCAACUUCUGGAGAAAAACACUGCCAUCGAAUUUCUCCUCGCUCGAGACAGGAGACAGGAGCUCAGACUCGCGCACAGACUCUUCACCUACGUCGACGGCGGCGUCGAAGCAAUCGCCCUGACAUUCAAAAACUUCGUCACCAGCCAAGGAAACAAAAUCGUCGACCAACGCCUCGCACAACUCGAGCCGGCUUCUUCUCCUCCCUCUGCCUCGCCGCCGGCUUCGCCGUCUCCUGCGUCGCGGCCUUCCGGUUCUGCGUCGAUUGCGGAGGCGCAGCAGACUGACGCGGCUUUCGUUCAGCAGCUCCUGGAUCUGCAUGAACGGUCGAAGAAGGUUCUCGAAGAGUGCUUUCUUCUCUCUUCGCCGGCCUCUUCUUCGCGCUCUCUGCUCGGCGUCUCCCCACAACAAAAGCUCUUUCGCCCAUGCGAGGAGACACCAUGGAGCGAUGCCGGCAGGGACAGCGGGGCGCUCUCGAGUGCGCCUGACCCGCUCUUCCAGAAAUCUCUCAAAGAAGCGUUUGAACACUUUGUAAAUCGCGACAUGGGCCGACAAAGUUUCGCUCACCUGCUGGCGAUUUUCUGCGACCGCCUCCUGAAGAAAACAAGCGAGAAGAGAAGUGAAGAACAAAUCGAGAGCAUGCUUGUCCGGGUCGUCGAAAUGUUCAACUAUGUCACCGAAAAAGAUGUUUUCGCCGAAUGUUACCGCUCGCAACUCGCUCGACGUCUGCUGCACGAGACGUCUGCGAGCGAGGACUUGGAGAAAAGCGUCAUUGGAAAAUUGAAGCUCAAGUGCGGUGCCCACUUCACCUCGAAGCUGGAGGGGAUGCUCCACGACCUGAAUGGAGCUGCAGACACCUACCGCAAGUUCCUCGCGUGGAUUUCCGAGGAGAAGCAGAAAAGGCCAGCAGAGGCGGAAGCUGGCGAGGCACAGGCUUCCGUCUCUGGAGAAAACGAAGAGAAAACUGUCGAAAAGCUCCUCGAAAGAGUGUCUGUCUCCAGCGCAAGCGCUCACAUGCAAACCGGCGCCACAGGUCACGGAGUCGCCUUCGUCGACGGCAUCGAAUUCUCCGUCCAAAUCCUCACCACCGGAUACUGGCCUACCUAUCCAACGGCCCCGGUCAACCUUCCCGCCUCCAUGCAGCUUUGUCAGACCGUCUUCGAAAAGUUUUACGCAAGUCAGACUCAGCACCGGCGGGUCACGUGGAUCCCAGCUUUAGGGACGGCGUCUGUGAGCGCAAUGUUUCAGAAGAGACAUGACUUUAUCUGCAACACAUACCAAGCUUGUGUCUUGCUGCUUUUCAACUGGGAGUCGGCGCACCAGCGAUCCGAGGCCGAGCAAAAUGGCCCUCGAGUAGAUCCUCAACUCUCUCUGUCGACCAUCACCGCCGCUCUUGGCCUCGACGACGCGACGGCGAAGAAAAUGCUCGCGAGCUUCUUCCUUGGCAGAUUCAAAAUCAUCAAAAAGCUGAGUGAUGAUGCGUACGCGGUGAACUCGGGGUUUACCUGCCUCAACCGAAAGAUCAAAAUACCUACUCCCGUUCAAGAGGAAGUCCAAUCGCGAGAACGCGUCGAAGAGGAUCGAUCCAUCGCUAUUGAGGCGGCAAUAGUGAGAAUUAUGAAGGCGAGGAAGACAAUGCAACACCAGCAGCUCUUGGCAGAAGUUCUGAGUCAGCUGAGUUUCUUCAAGCCGAAUCCGAAACUGAUAAAGAAGCGCCUGGAGCAUUUGAUCGAACGCGAAUUCUUGGAGAGAGACGCAGAAAACACCAAUCUGUAUCGAUACGUCGCCUAGGUCCCCACACGCAACUGAAAAGGUUGAGGAAGGGGAGGACAUCGACAAGAGGUCGAAGGCAAAGAGAGCAUUCGAUGCAGACAGGUCUUUCUCGCGUAUAGAACGGCACCGCAGGAGGAACGUCAGAACAAGAUGGAGAGACAAACGCGCAUGUCAGACUGAGAGAGCGAGAUCGGUGAAACUCGGAUCUGGUCUUCGUCUUUGUCGAAAAGAGAGACGUAUCUUUACCUCUUCGAGUCGUGAAUCUCCCUCUCUCCUUUCACUUUUUUUCGUGUCUCAGUGCCUUCGUUCUCUUUUCCUUCUGUGCCUUUUCUCUUCCAUUUCCUCAUAUCCGUCAACAGAGACACAACUAAGAAGGCAGUUUGUUUCCGCCCAUCCGCUGAACAUGAGAGACGGAGUGCUGC
Toxoplasma gondii ME49 is the source of this 4296-nucleotide messenger RNA. Its product is annotated as cullin family protein. The transcript is spliced from 15 exons. Gene Ontology annotation, biological process: ubiquitin-dependent protein catabolic process; protein ubiquitination. The record is from RefSeq and is a predicted model, not a curated record. Gene Ontology annotation, cellular component: cullin-RING ubiquitin ligase complex. Bases 1142 to 3892 code for a protein of 916 amino acids. NCBI's taxonomy places the organism in Eukaryota, Apicomplexa, Conoidasida, Eucoccidiorida, Sarcocystidae. Gene Ontology annotation, molecular function: ubiquitin protein ligase binding.